This is a messenger RNA of Rana temporaria (common frog), 2253 nucleotides long. RefSeq names its product microtubule associated protein RP/EB family member 1 (gene MAPRE1). Gene Ontology annotation, biological process: protein localization to microtubule plus-end; regulation of microtubule polymerization or depolymerization; spindle assembly. Lineage: Eukaryota; Metazoa; Chordata; Amphibia; Anura; Ranidae. Bases 114 to 992 code for a protein of 292 amino acids. Gene Ontology annotation, molecular function: microtubule plus-end binding. The transcript has 8 exons. The record is from RefSeq and is a predicted model, not a curated record. Gene Ontology annotation, cellular component: microtubule plus-end; microtubule organizing center; cytoplasmic microtubule.
AGCGCAAGGCGUGAAUGAUUCAUGAGCUGACGUCAAGACGCACGGCACGCUCUUCUUCAAGCGCGUGACAUCAGCACGGGUGAGGCCGGUUUGAGCGAGGAGUAGAAGACGACAUGGCGGUUAAUGUUUAUUCCACAUCAGUGACAAGUGACAAUCUGAGUCGUCAUGACAUGCUGGCAUGGAUCAACGAAUCUCUGCAACUCAACCUGACCAAGAUAGAGCAACUCUGUUCAGGUAGCAUGUUUUGUCAGUUCAUGGACAUGUUGUUUCCUGGAUCCGUCACGCUAAAGAAAGUGAAAUUCGGAGCCAAGCUUGAACACGAGUACAUCCAGAAUUUCAAAGUCCUGCAGGCCGGCUUCAAGAAAAUGGGUGUUGAUAAAAUAAUUCCAGUUGACAGAUUGGUGAAAGGAAAGUUCCAAGACAACUUUGAAUUUGUACAGUGGUUUAAAAAGUUUUUCGAUGCAAAUUACGAUGGAAAAGACUACGACCCAGUGGCUACCAGACAAGGGCAAGGACAAGAAUCAACUCCUGCUCCAGUUCUCCCAACUCCAGUCCUGAACAAACCCAAGAAACCCAUUGGAUCAACAAAUUCAGAUGAAUCCAGUGAAACCACAAGGCUUCCCAAAGCUACAGAAGACGGCAGGAAAAUGGCUAAGAUUGCUCCACAGAGGGCCGUACCAGCCCAGAGGACCCCCGCCCCUAACAAACCUGUCCAGGGGAUUGCCAGGAAACCCGCAGGUAUCGGCAACGGAGAAGAGGAGUCUGCAGAGCUGGUCCAACAGAUAAAUGUUCUUAAGAUCACCGUUGAAGAUCUAGAGAAAGAAAGAGACUUUUAUUUCGGCAAGCUAAGGAAUAUUGAGCUGAUUUGCCAAGAGAACGAGGGAGAAAGUGACCCAGUCCUCCAGAAGAUCAUAGAGAUUCUGUAUGCCACAGAUGAGGGUUUCGUUAUUCCAGAUGAAGGCGCGCCUCCUGAGGACCAGGAAGAAUAUUAAUGUGAUUCUUUUCUCCAUGCCGUCAUAUAUAUUUUUUGGGAAUUAUUAUAUAUUUUUUUUUUUUUUUUUUUGUCCAUAUGCUUAACUGUAAAAAAAGAAAAAAAAUCCCUUUUUAUUCUCGGAGGCCUGGGUCAGCUCCUCACUUUUCAGAAGUGUACUUUGCCAAAGUUUCACUCAUUUUACAGUGGCUAAACCUUGGAGAUGUCCCCCCUUUGUUUUUUUUGUAGCAAGAAAGUAUUAAACUAUCCCCCUCACCCCCAAUUUUUUUUUUUUUUUUUUUGCCGUUCCCACGGGAACGUUCAGUUAAGGACUCUUGAAGGUUUUCAGUCGCUAGCAAGCAAGAAUGUUUUAAACUUGAAAUUUUGUGAAGUGAAAAGUUUAACGGGUGACUUGUCAAGUUGUGACGUUUUGAACAAAAAAAGGAAAUUUGCUAUUAGAUAUAAUAUGGUUGACAGAUGAAAAUGCCUUAAGGAGUUUGUUAUCAUAUCUAAGCUCUUUCAGUGUAAUAAUAUGGCUUAGUAAGUGUUUGUGUCUCACUAGGUAGGUGCUCACCUCGCUGCGAGUUUUGGGGGUUGCUCUUGUGGGGUUCUUUUUUUCUUUAAUGCUUGCAUGUAGAGUGGUCCCAAUGUGCUGCUCAAGGUGUAAAGAUGCUGAGGGGAGGGGCGAGUUGGCGUGACUGCCUCUACCUCUACCUCUGUCUCCUUUUUACCUUCUCGCCUCCGACAAAAAUGGCUUCAGCCCUCCGGCAGUCAAAUGGAAAUUUAAUUGACAUUAAGUGUGAGAUUUUACCGAGGCUCAGAGACCUACCGGAUGUCCUGCAGCCUAAUGCUCCAUCCUGUUCUUCCCAUUUUUUUUUUUUGUUUUUUUGUAAAACUUUAUUUUGCCAACAUAUAUUAUUUAAUAUCUUCCUUCUUGAUGUGUUUUUUUUUUCUAUGUAUCUGUUGUAUCCUACAGAUCACUGGGUUAUUCACUCCUGGAACGGAUGGUUUGGUGGUUAUGCAUGUAACGUACCAAGGGCCCCUGCGUCGGAAGACGUGUGCGCGCCCCUCACUGAGCCAGCCGUCAGACACUGCAGUGCUAUACUUUCUAAAUCUCUUGUGGCCUUUUUUUAAGACUCGUAUUCCCUCCUAUUUUUUUUUUUUUUUUUUCAGUUUCUUCCAAUUUUUAGUCCGACUUUUUUUUUUCUUUUCUUUCUCAACAGUUUUUUUCUACUUUUAAGCCAUUUCUAAAUAAAAACUUCUGUAUUUCAAGAGUGAAUUAA